Drosophila virilis is the source of this 1936-nucleotide messenger RNA. The record is from RefSeq and is a predicted model, not a curated record. Lineage: Eukaryota; Metazoa; Arthropoda; Insecta; Diptera; Drosophilidae.
CUCCCGACUAGAGCAGUUUUAUUUGUUUACAUUGAUUUUGGUGUCUCAUUACUGAAAAAAUAGUCAAAAAUGCCUUCAGAAUUAUUUGCUGGAAUAUUGUAGGCCAUGCCAGUAAGUCCCCAAUGCGCAGGAGCUUACAAUAUCAACUUGAUUGCUUGCUGGCUGCUGCUACUCCUUUAUCCCGCGAAAACAUAUUCGGUAGGCUUGAACAACUGUUCCUUCAUAGACGGUAAAAUAAUGGAGUUCGUCUGUCAUGGAUCGUAUGAACGAUACUUGCGGCUGCUUUAUAAGGAUCGACAUCCCGCCUUACACACGCCCUACUCCAUCUGGCAGCGGGCUGAUCAUUUUGGAUCGUCAAUGCUGCUCAUCGUUUUCUACGAGGGUCCAUUGACUAACUGUUACAAUAUUGUGCUAAAUGAAGGCAAGAUCUACUGUAAUGGUCGGAACUAUCCUAUGGAGAUUGACAGUUCCAUCCUAAUGUUUUGUAUGCCCUUUCAAUUUUCCUACGCCGACGAACUGCACAAACAGUGCAAAAAAGGUAAAAAGAAGAAGCAUUAUUCAACAACCAUUUCUUCAGUCAUCAUCUACAUGGAGUCAAAUUUAGUAGUUGCUUCAAGAUCUUCCAAGUCUCUGUAUUGUUCGAAUCUUCUCGUUAUAAUUGUUUUGCUUUUACGAUUUAAAAUUAAAAUAAAAUGAAUAAAUUCAGUUGGUAAAGAAUAAAAACAAAAAGAUCCUGCGCGUUCAUGGUAUCAUGAUUCAUGGUUCAUGAUUCAUGGUUAAAUGUAUUUAGCGCGAUCUUGUAUUUGGGAUGAGAUUCGGGGAAAUAAGUGUACUACCUAUCAGAUUUUGGUUCUUUAUAUCUAAAUUUACGUUCAUCAGCAUGGUCAACGAAUAUUUUAAUAUUUUCUUUUCACUUCUUGAACUCAGUAUGCACAAGUUAGAUUGCGCUAGUCGGGAGUGGCCGACCAUGAUAUACCCUGAAUCCUGUGUCAGGCUAUCUAUACGUACAAAUAUACUCUCCAUACAUUCAGAUUCAAAAGCAUAUGAUAAAGUAUAUAUAAGAGGCAGAAGGCAGAUUCUAUGACCCUGUAAAUCAUUAUACAGUCUUGCUGAACAACAAUAAUCCAGUCGAUAGAGAUAAAAAUAUCGAUUGGAUUGAAUAAAAAAUAAUUGCAGGUUUGAUUGCUUAUAUAGCAGGUUGGAACGGCGUAUGGGAUAGGGUGGUGUGUAUUCGAAUUCACCAAACAAAAUUACCUAAAUGAUAAUUGAAAAAUUAUUUAUAGCGAAAAGAUAUCUCAUUGUCGAGGACUCUUGUUUUCAAUUCUCUUAUUUCGAGUAAUGACUGAAAUGUUUGUCUGGCGUUAAAGCAUGAGGCUGACGAAGGCGCUAGCCUUUUAUUUGCAAUAAUUAAAGUUUUCUAUUAAAUGAGCGUGUUUAUUGUCUACGAUUCCUUUGUUUUGGUAGAAGGUUCAGGGAAUUUUCUGGCCUCACACUCCCUCCUCUAUAUCACUGUCACUCAUAUAAACUGUUGAACACAUAGAAAGGAGAUGAAGAGCAUCCCAAGGUAUAAAAGAGUUUCAGCGUAACCCUUUUCCAUUUUCACAUUCAUACAAAAACUAUAAGAAACACCAAUGCACUUCCACUUUUUCUGGAUAAUCUAGUAGCUGAUCUACUCUAUUGAAUUCUUGCAGAGAGACGCUAUUAAAUGAUUUGUUUCACAAUAAAUUUAUAUUUGAGCAGAACAUUUUUCAACACACUCAUUUGAGUAAAUUUUGAAGCACGCGUUGAUAAAUUUGAAGAGGUCGACGAUUUCCCAUAAUUUGAAGAGCUCCAUAGAUGGCAUAGCGGCGAAAAUCGAAUGUAGCCUUUAUAUCUGCUUCAUGUAUUCCCCGAUCGCACUUUUUAACAAUAUAGAGCAAAACAAACAUGGAGCAAA